UCAGUGUGACGGGAACGUUUGAAUUGAGAAGUACUACGAUUCUCGAAUUCUCGAAUAUGUCGCCCGUAACAAGACUUCUGGUGCUGCUUUUGGCCGUGGGCGGUGGUGUGGUUUAUAAGCGGUUAAAUCAGCUGUGGGGAGAUUUGCCGGCGCCCACAUUGGAUGCCCAGCAAUGGUGGGGCGAUGAGGCAUCUCCGAAAGACUAUGCCGCCUAUUUGGCCAACUCAUCUGAGGUGGUGGGCAAUCGCCUGGUGUACCCGGAGUCGACCAUUGAGGAUCUGAGUAAACAAUUGAAUCGCACACUACGUCUAACACCUCCGCUGGAGGGUGUUGCCUUUGAGUAUGGAUUUAACACGGAUUAUCUGAAGAAACUGGUGGCCUAUUGGCGCGAUGACUACUUGCCGCGUUGGCGUGAACGUGAGGUGUUCCUUUGGCAGUUCAAUCACUUCACCACAGAAAUACAAGGUCUACGCAUGCACUUUCUACACCUGAUGGUCUACGAUGACAACAAGGUGGGCAAGCAGCACUAUCCGGUGUUGUUGCUUCACGGCUGGCCGGGAUCGGUGCGUGAGUUCUACGACUUUAUCCAUUUGCUGCAUCAAACCCAUUUGGAUGAUAAGAACAAGUACAUAUUCAAUGUGAUUGUGCCCAGUUUGCCGGGCUACGGCUGGUCACAGGGCACCUCACGUCCCGGUUUGGGACCGGCUCAGAUGGCCGUCAUGCUGCGUAAUCUGAUGUUGCGCCUGGGCUAUGAUAAGUUCUUUGUUCAGGGCGGCGAUUGGGGAUCCGUGUUGGGCUCACACUUGGCCACCCUUUAUCCGGACAACGUGCUGGGCUAUCACUCGAAUAUGUGCAACAAUCUGAGUCCGAAGUCAACGGUGAAGGGUUUACUGGCUGGCCUAUUUCCCAGUUUCUUUGUGCCCAGCGGCUUUGAGGAUUUCUUCUUUCCCAAGUCGAGGGAGUUUAGCUAUUUGAUGGAGGAAAGCGGUUACUUCCAUCUGCAGGCCACCAAACCGGACACCAUUGGCUCCGCACUUACCGAAAAUCCCGUCGGCCUUGCCGCCUAUAUUCUCGAAAAGUUCUCCACCUGGACAAAUGCCAGCUAUCGCUCUCUGCCCGAUGGAGGUCUUACCCAGCGCUACAAACUGGAUGCUCUCUUCGACAAUGUGAUGAUUUACUAUCUGACCAACUCGAUCACCACAUCGCAGCGUCUCUAUGCGGAGGCCUACACCAAGGAGCAGCGGGAACUGCAGCUGGAGCGCGUUCCCACCACUGUGCCGACGGGCUGUGCUCGGUUCAAGGGCGACAUCAUGCAGUUCCUGGACACACAGCUGCAGGACAAGUACAAGAAUCUAAUUCACAGCACCUACUACAAGAGGGGCGGUCACUUUGCCGCCCUCGAGUUGCCCAAGGUGCUGUACACAGAUUUCAUUGAGUUUGUUAAGAAAGUUGAGCGCAAAUUUAAUAUUAAAACUUUGUAAAUAAACAGCAGUUUUGCAAAAUUCAA
Messenger RNA from Drosophila innubila, 1507 nucleotides. It is a transcript of the gene Jheh1, whose product is annotated as juvenile hormone epoxide hydrolase 1. Bases 57 to 1481 code for a protein of 474 amino acids. The record is from RefSeq and is a predicted model, not a curated record. Lineage: Eukaryota; Metazoa; Arthropoda; Insecta; Diptera; Drosophilidae. The transcript is spliced from 4 exons. Gene Ontology annotation, molecular function: epoxide hydrolase activity. Gene Ontology annotation, biological process: epoxide metabolic process.